AUGGAAAACAGCACAACCGCCGCCACCAGCCAACCCGUGGACCACCACCAGGACAAGCUGCGUGUGCGGGACCUCUACAAGGAACUGGGCGAGGCCGGCCUCCAGGCCAUCUCGCAGGAGUUCUACGACCGGGUCUAUGCUGAUGACGAGGAGCCGUGGUUCCGGGACAUGUUUGUGGUGACGGCCGCGACGCCCAAGGACCUGGCGGUGUUCUCCCAGCUGAGCUUCUUCGUGCAGCGUUUCGGCGGCGACCCCUACUACGGCGGCCUCCAGAAGGACUCCACCUUCAUCCGCGAAGUCCACAGCCACUUCCGAGUCACUCCGCGCGGCUACGAGCGGUGGAUGCAUCACAUGAAGAACACGCUGGGCGUGGUGGACCUGGGUCCGAGAGGGGACGAGGUGCGCGAGGUGCUGCUGAACUACUUCUCGGCCUUUGGGAAGUCGACCAUCAACGCCAAGAAGGACGACGAGGAGGGCGAGCUGCGACCGCGCACCUUGUCCAACGAGGUCCCCACCGACAAGAAGAAGAAGAAGCAGAAGCAAAAGGCAGAGAAGGAAAAGAAGGAGAAGAAGGAGAAGAAGGAGAAGAAGACAAAGAAAUCGAGCAAGAAGGACAAGAAGGGCGACCAGUGA
Acanthamoeba castellanii str. Neff is the source of this 633-nucleotide messenger RNA. Its product is annotated as protozoan/cyanobacterial globin family subfamily protein. The transcript is spliced from 3 exons. Bases 1 to 633 code for a protein of 210 amino acids. NCBI's taxonomy places the organism in Eukaryota, Discosea, Longamoebia, Acanthamoebidae. Gene Ontology annotation, biological process: oxygen transport. The record is from RefSeq and is a predicted model, not a curated record. Gene Ontology annotation, molecular function: oxygen carrier activity; heme binding; oxygen binding.